UAUUACUGUCUUUUUUUAUGCUAAUUAUAUAUAUAGAUACUAAUGAAUCGAAUGAAGAAACGGUUAGAUUGAUUAGAUUGGUUAGAUUUAUACAACAAUUAAGUAAUACUGAUGGUAAAUUGAGAUCACCGAUCGACUUGAAUAUCAGCCAAAUGAAAGUCAUUAAAUUAAAUCCUUUACAGUGGUUUAACUAUAAUGUCACGCCAAAAAAAUUAAAAAUCACCAACACUGGAUACACUGUAAUGCUUAGUGCAACAUGGCGCGCAGAAAUGCCGUAUUUGUGCAGUGGCCCUUAUGUCGGCGAUUAUGUCUUUUCGCAGCUCCAUUUCCAUUGGGGCAAGACUGACAUGGACGGCAGUGAACACCAUAUCGACGGUGGAAGUAUGCCGAUGGAAAUGCAUGCAGUACAUUAUAGAGGUGAUUACGAAACUCAAAUAGCAGCUCUUCGUCAAAAUGGUGGUGUUACCAUCUUGGUAUAUUUAUUUCAGCUACAGGCAGCCCCUAAUCCACUUUUGGAUGAUAUCAUAAAUGCAUUACCCUUUGUCCAAGCAGCUCAUUCUUCCAUCCGUUUAAUACCUUUCCCUAUAGCAAAUAUUAUGAAACGCUUUCAAAAUGAUUACUUCGUUUAUUGGGGUUCCAUAAUGAUGGCAAAUAUCAAACAUAAAAUACUUUGGUUAAUCAGCAGGAAACCAUUAGGAAUAUCUGUCGAGCAAAUUGCGGAGUUCCGAACAUUGUGCAAUGAACGAAAAAUGCCAAUUUUAUCAAAUUGUCAACCAUUGCAAGUUAGAGGUAACAGAAAUGUUUUCCACGUAUCCCCCAGUGGAUCUACAUAUGCAACACUUCUGCCCAUUCGUAAUGCCAAUAAUAAAUAUAUUCAAGAUAAAAACAAGAAUAAACAAUAG
Molecule: messenger RNA, 902 nt
Organism: Pogonomyrmex barbatus (red harvester ant)
Lineage: Eukaryota; Metazoa; Arthropoda; Insecta; Hymenoptera; Formicidae
Source: RefSeq, a predicted model, not a curated record